Molecule: messenger RNA, 1108 nt
Organism: Bradysia coprophila
Lineage: Eukaryota; Metazoa; Arthropoda; Insecta; Diptera; Sciaridae
Gene: EndoG
Product: endonuclease G, mitochondrial
Biological process (GO): apoptotic DNA fragmentation
Cellular component (GO): nucleus; mitochondrial inner membrane
Molecular function (GO): RNA endonuclease activity; metal ion binding; nucleic acid binding
Source: RefSeq, a predicted model, not a curated record
AUCAAAAGUGUGUCAGUCUUGCAUAACAAAGUUGAUUCCAUCCAAACACACUUCCAGCAUUACACGUUUUUAUGACAGAAAAGGCUCUCAAAUGAAUAAGAAAAUAAUAACUCGAUUCUUGGCUGUGUCGUGUGUUGGAGGUGGAGCGUUUCUAACUGGAGUUUAUGUUGAAAGACGAAAGUUUCAAAACAAUCAACAAGACGGUAGCCGGAACAUUUUUCACAACCAAAAGACUUUGACACCGAAACCAGCUCUGCCCAUUUUCGGUACAGUAUCUGCGGCAACAGCAGUGGUUCCAAGUACGAACAACAAUGCGGUUUCCUUUCCGGGACGAGUGUCAGAAAUUAUGAAAUACGGAUUUCCUGGCAUGGACAACAUACGAAGCUAUUCAGAUUACGUUCUAUCAUACGACAGAAGGAACCGUGUCGCUCACUGGACAUUUGAACAUUUGACGCCCCAAUCCGUGGAAGCUAACGAUCAAGUCGACCGUUCGAAGAGUGACUUUAAACCAGACGAGAGCAUUCAUCCAUAUUUCCGGUCUCUCAACUCUGAUUAUAAAGGUUCUGGUUUUGAUCGCGGUCACUUGGCCGCUGCUGGAAAUCAUCGUUCCCAUCAAGUUCAUGUCGAUCAGACCUUCUAUUUAACCAACAUGGCCCCACAAGUCGGUGUCGGCUUCAACCGUGAUUCGUGGAAUCGACUCGAAAGUUACGUGAGGAAGUUGGUACGAAAACACAAAAAUGUUUUCGUCUGUACGGGACCGUUAUACUUACCUCGGAAAGAGGCUGACGGCAAGACAUACGUGAAAUAUGAAGUAAUCGGUGCGAAUUCCGUUGCUGUGCCUACACACUUCUAUAAAGUUGUCGUUUGUGAGACGUCAGACAAUCAGUUGGAAAUGGAAUCUUAUGUGAUGCCGAAUCAGAAAAUUGACAACGACACACCGCUGAAGGCUUUUCAGGUUCCCCCCGAAAGUAUUGAACGACAUGCGGGACUACUGUUUUUCGAUAAAAUUUCUCGUCAAAAACUGCGAUCAAUAAAUGGAAAACCCGUGUAACUAAUGUAGAAAAAAUGUUGACUUGCAACUUCUGGAAAUACAGGAUUUGUUAAUUUA